Messenger RNA from Ceratosolen solmsi marchali, 499 nucleotides. RefSeq lists its product as uncharacterized. The record is from RefSeq and is a predicted model, not a curated record. NCBI's taxonomy places the organism in Eukaryota, Metazoa, Arthropoda, Insecta, Hymenoptera, Agaonidae. The transcript is spliced from 2 exons. Bases 2 to 499 code for a protein of 165 amino acids.
GAUGGGCUUGCGACUGGCGUGGCCGACCUCUUCGCGUGCCGCAACGGCGGUGUCGUGGGUCUCGAGGAGGGACCUCAGGUGUCUACUCCUCAGUAGCAGCAGCAGCUCCCGUGACUCCGGGUUCCGCGACGGCUCGAGGGCGCGGCUUACUUGCUGGACCGUCUCGCAGAUGGACGAGCAGACAGGGCUCGCGUGUGUCGGUGGCACCUCCAAGCGCUGCUGCACCUGGACAGCUCCCGCGAGCGAAGGCUAUCGAUCCAGCGGGGCGCCUGCGUCGGAUACACUCGGACUCGACUCGGUCUCGGGACUGCGCCGCGCCUAUUUCCCCGCUCGGGGCCUCUCCGUCGCUCGCCGCUCGCCGCUGCCGUGCCAGUCGAACGAAACAGGUGGGGACGUCAGGGCCGUAGCCGACUCUCGGUUCGCUCGCGGGCUCCCCCGACCCAGUGGGCACGGCCCUGGCACGACUAUUGGACGAACAUGUGGCGCCGACGAGAUCUAA